AUGGGAUUGUUCAACGUCACACACCCUGCUUCCUUCCUCCUGACUGGCGUCCCUGGUCUGGAGAGCUCUCACUCCUGGCUGGCAGGGCCCCUCUGUGUGAUGUAUGCUGUGGCCCUUGGGGGCAACACAGUGAUCCUGCAGGCUGUGCGAGUAGAGCCCAGCCUCCACGUGCCCAUGUACUAUUUUCUAUCCAUGUUGUCCUUUAGCGACAUGGCCAUGUCUAUGUGUACACUGCCCACUGUACUGAGAACUUUCUGCCUCAAUGUCCGCAGCAUUGCCUUUGAUGCUUGCCUAAUCCAGAUGUUUCUCAUCCACUCCUUCUCCAUGAUGGAGUCAGGAAUUCUCCUGGCCAUGAGCUUUGACCGCUAUGUGGCCAUUUGUAAUCCUUUGCGUUAUGCCACUGUGCUCACUAAUGAUAUUAUUACUGGGAUGGGUUUUGCUGUGAUUGCCCGGAGCUUUAUCAUCCUCUUCCCUCUUCCCUUCCUAAUCAAGAAGCUGCCCUUCUGCAGAUCCAAUGUUCUUUCCCACUCCUACUGCCUGCACCCAGACGUGAUGAAGUUGGCCUGUGCUGACAUCACCAUCAACAGCAUCUACGGGUUCUUUGUUCUUGUAUCCACUUUUGGUAUGGACCUGCUUUUUAUCUUCCUGUCCUAUGUGCUCAUUCUGCGCUCUGUUAUGGCCAUUGCUUCCAAUGAAAAACGUCUCAAAGCUCUCAACACAUGCGUGUCACAUAUGUUGGCUGUACUUGCAUUUUAUGUGCCAAUGAUUGGGGUCUCCACAGUGCACCGCUUUGGGAAGCAUGCCCCACACUACCUACAUGUCCUCAUGUCCAAUGUCUACCUCUUUGUGCCUCCUGUGCUCAACCCUCUCAUUUAUAGCGCCAAGUCAAAGGAGAUCCGCCGUGCCAUUGUCCGCAUGUUUCACCACAUUAAGAUACGACUUUCAUAUUUGGCUUCGGAGUCUGCUGUUUAUUGUGGCCACAGGCUAUAA
Molecule: messenger RNA, 990 nt
Organism: Loxodonta africana (African savanna elephant)
Lineage: Eukaryota; Metazoa; Chordata; Mammalia; Proboscidea; Elephantidae
Product: olfactory receptor 51I2
Exons: 1
Coding region: 1-990 (329 amino acids)
Biological process (GO): G protein-coupled receptor signaling pathway
Cellular component (GO): plasma membrane
Molecular function (GO): olfactory receptor activity; G protein-coupled receptor activity
Source: RefSeq, a predicted model, not a curated record